AUGGCUACACUUCCAACUUAUGCUUCUGCGACUGGGAUUCUACUGACAGCAGAAGAAGAACUUAUCGAAUUGGAUAACAUCGAUCUUGAUACAACAUCAUCAAUAUUAUUUCAAGAGAAUGAUCUAGUAAAACUUGUCAGCUCAAUUGAUAACAUAGAAACAAUACUCAAUAGUUUAAAAAAAGAAAUCAGGAAAAGAGAGAACGCAGGACUAGAGAGUAUAUAUGUUGCUUAUACGUGUGAUAGGUGUGAUAGAUUCUGGAUUAGCACUUCGUUCAUGGUUCUAAGUAUGUUAAUGUUGAUCAUUUCCAUGGCAACUUCAUUUAUAUACUCUUUAAAAGUUUAA
Scheffersomyces coipomensis is the source of this 345-nucleotide messenger RNA. RefSeq lists its product as uncharacterized. The coding region runs from base 1 to 345 and encodes 114 amino acids. The transcript has a single exon. The record is from RefSeq and is a predicted model, not a curated record. Lineage: Eukaryota; Fungi; Ascomycota; Pichiomycetes; Serinales; Debaryomycetaceae.